GAUUAGGUCUGAGCGUGAAUCGGCUAUCAAAGCUGUGCAAUUGCAAUGGACUUUCUUGACUCUCUGGGCUCUCCGAUGGGUUUGAGCUACCCAGACGAGGGAGACUUGGAUGGCUCUGUUUCUGGCCCUGGGCGCGGAUUUGCUGUGAGAGAAGAGGGCCAUGGAAGACGCCAUAGUCUGAUGAUCGGCGUCUAGCUGGGGUAGUGGGUUCUGAGACUGUAAAGCUUAGGAGGGACCAGCUGGUUGAUUGCGGAAUGGUAAAGAGAUUUGUCAGGAGCGCGGAGCAUAGCUUGAAGCAGAUGAUGGAGAAUUGUAUGUAUAAUGUGACGGUGGAGAGGAAGAUGGUGAAGGAUGCUAUCAAGGCGAGGGGGAUGGAGACCAACGCUAACAGGGGCAGGGCGAUCAGCGUGGUGGGCAUGUAGGGCGGGGUAGCAGGUAUAUAUUGUUAGGUAGGUGUUGCGCAGAUGAGCUCUGUUUGAGGGUCAAAAGACGUCCAGUAUUUCAUGACUAGAGAAAGAUGAUAUGAAUUCAUUCGGCUGAUGAUAAAAACCUGCUUUUAACUAAUGUUUUGACUUCCACAGCGAGUCGUGAGAUGCGGAGAGAAGCAUGUGAUAGUUUGGAAGUACGUGGUUGGCGCCUGAGGCGUCCACUCAACCGCCGAUUCGAUUCACGAUUACAUCAGUCUUCGCCAUCUGGCUGAUGUUUAUAUCCAACCUUAAUUUUUCGAACAAUUGAGGGCGACUUACUCUAUACCUCCGCGAAAAACAAUGGACCAAGCCCAAUCCCAAAAUGAAGCCGAGUUCCCAUGGGAGAUCGGGGUCUUUGACGCCCAUUGUCACCCCACCGACACCAUGUCCUCGAUCGCCGACAUUCCCCGAAUGAAAGCAACCACGCUGACGGUCAUGUCUACGCGAGGCGAAGACCAAGAUCUCGUCCUACAAAUAGCAAAUGACCUCGCCAAGGAAUUGCCGGGCACCCAGAAACAGCGACCCCGCAUCCUCCCAUGUUUUGGCUGGCAUCCGUGGUUCUCGCAUCAAAUACUAGACGAUAAAGCCGACAAGUCAGACUCAAACUCCGGCAUUGGAGAGUCGGCCGCCGAGUUAAAGAAGGCGCAUUAUAGGAAAGUGCUCAAGCCGUCCCCAGACGACGCAUUCAUCUCCACUCUCCCCGAGCCGAAACCCUUGUCGCAACUCAUCUCUGAGACAAGGUCUCGGCUGCUUGCUUUCCCAACGGCCCUUGUUGGGGAGGUUGGUUUGGACCGCGCGUUCAGGCUCCCGCAGGCGUGGAUGCAGGAGGAAAUUGACGCUCGAAACGGGGAGAUGACGCCCGGGUCGCGGGAGGGUCGGCGUCUCUCCCCGCAUGUGGUUCGCAUAGAGCACCAGAAGGCGAUUCUGGAAGCUCAGCUGCGGUUAGCUGGAGAGUUACAGCGGCCUGUCUCUGUGCAUAGUGUGCAGGGCCACGGUGCGGUAUUUGAGUUGUUUAAGAGUCUUUGGAAGGGGAAUGAGCGGAAAGUCGCCUCGCGGCGGGAGAUGAAGCGGCGGCAUAAUGUUGAUGGGGCUCAUGCAGGGAGUGAUGCAGAGGGGGACGAAGAUGGGGAUGGGGAGUCAUUGAGUGAUGGACGGGUGAAGCAGCCUCUCGCGUUCCCGCCGCGGAUAUGCAUGCACUCGUACUCGGGCCCCGUGGAAACGAUAAGACAGUUUCUGCAUCCAUCAAAUCCGUCAGAUGUGUACUUUUCUUUCUCUGAUGUUAUCAAUUUCGGACAUCAAUCUGACAAGUCUGUUGCUGUGAUCAAGGCUUUACCUGACGAUAGAGUCUUGAUUGAGAGUGACUUGCAUAUUGCUGGGGAGGAAAUGGACGAACGACUGGAGCAGGUUACUCGACAGGUCUGCGAGCUUCGCGGGUGGGACUUGAAGCAAGGGGUGCAGCAACUUGCAGAUAACUGGAAGCGCUUUGUAUAUGGCUAGAUGAUUCAAAGCUUCUACAAGGUAAACACUUUACAGAAGACCGCAGCAAAGAUCAUCACGUUUACACAUUAGACUAGAGCAGGUAUAGGUAUAAAAAUUUUCAACCAAAGAAUCCGAGAUCCAUUAAGUAGAUACACGAACAGAAGAACCAAUCAGGUCAAAGAAGAAGGAAAAAAGAGGUAAAAGGUUGAGUGCAUCACGUCAUCCAUCUAAACUCUUCGGCCCCAGAUUUAGAAAGCAAGAACGGCAGCGACACCGGCAGCGACGGCACCGAGGCUGAUGGCGUUGCGGCCAGCAGCACCAGUGAACUGAGG
Aspergillus calidoustus is the source of this 2278-nucleotide messenger RNA. The record is from the annotation of a GenBank genome assembly. Lineage: Eukaryota; Fungi; Ascomycota; Eurotiomycetes; Eurotiales; Aspergillaceae.